This is a messenger RNA of Ectocarpus siliculosus, 1053 nucleotides long. Lineage: Eukaryota; Phaeophyceae; Ectocarpales; Ectocarpaceae. The record is from the annotation of a GenBank genome assembly.
CUUCCCCCCGCAGCCCGGCGUGCUCCAACAGCAGCGGGCGGGCCAACAAGGAUGAAGCGCAAGGCCACCAAGAGAAAACCAAUCCCCUUGGUCCCGCCGGCCAUCCGAUCGAGGAAAAAAGCGAGGCAGAUCGUCACCACCUUCCACAAGCUAGAGAAGGAGGCCGACGAGGUGUCGUCGAGCACUGCCCCCGACAAACAGGCACGGCUUGAGCGAUUAGAGCGCGAACUGGACGAAAUGGGAGGGAGGCAGGCUUACCAGAGCGCGAGCUUGCUAAGCGUCAGCUUUCACAACACUUCAAAGUGGGUUACGAAGCAGCUCGCGGGCAAGAUGGGCUUACGGCCGGCCAACGGAGAACCGCCACUGCGGGUGCUUGAGGUGGGUGCCAUCAACACUCGUCUGUUGGACGUGCCGUGGUUGGACGUGAGGGCGAUCGACCUCAAGUCGCAGCACCCACGGAUCGAGGAGCGCGACUUCUUCUCUUUGGAGCCAGCGGGAGAAUACGAUGUGGUUUCUUCAAGCAUGGUGAUCAACUGUGUCCCGACGGCCAAGGGCAGGCACGAGAUGCUGGUGGGGUACCGAAGUCACCUUCGCAACGGCGGGCACCUCUUCCUCGUUCUCCCCCUCCUCUGCCUCACGAAGAGCACACGGACUACGCGAGAGUCUUUCUUGGAAACCCUCUCGCGAAUUGGAUUCAUGGUCGUCGCGAAAAAGGAGACCCCAAAAGUGGCGUUUUUUUGCUUGAGGAACACACGGCUGGAGGCCCGGGACGUUCAAGUUGGCGGGUCCUCGCUAGCCACGAAAGAAGGCGGGACGAGGGGUGCGGGAGCGGCGAAGGGGACCUCCAGAAAGAGAAAUCGUGGAGCAAAUGACUUUGCUGUAUCACCGUAGCUUUAUUGCGUUGCCCGAUGUGCAGUGGUGUUUGCUCUCUGACUUUCGUAGGAUGGAAUCGGGCGUGCAUCUGGAUGGCACGGAUGGUGGUCCUGCUUUGUCGGUUGUUUAGAAUAGAUGAUCUGGCAUGUAGUCAAAUUCAUGAUUAUUGACAUGUGCUGG